AUGUUGGUUCCAACCCCCAUUAGGAAAAUCAUUGAUCAUGCUAAAACCACUCUUGAGGAACCUCAUGUGGAACCACAUGUUGAAUCAUAUGACGAUCCACAUGUUGAACCAAAUGUUAAAAUAUACAUUCCAACAUCUGGUGAGCCAGGUGUUGAACCACCAACUGAAUCAGUUGUUGAUAUUCUUGUCUUUGAUACAAAUGUGAAUGACAUCUUGGAUGAAGAUGAUGAUUUAUCUGAACAUUUGAGGGAUAAUAUCCCUCAAUUGAAGAACCUGAGGGGGAAUUCUUCUCCUGUAACCAAAUCCACUAGAAAGGAUGUGUUGCUCGAGCUAAUGGAAGUUUCAAAGGCUAUGCAAGAAACACUUAAUGCAAGUACCAUCAGGAAGAGGAAUGUAGAUAGAUUGAUCAAAAUGUGGACCAAGGAGAAGUACAUAGAGGAAGAAGAAGAAUUUGACAGUGAAGAGGAAGAGAAACUUGCUAGUGAGGAAAAGGAGAAAAGCCCUGAGGAUUGA
Messenger RNA from Vicia faba (fava bean), 513 nucleotides. NCBI's taxonomy places the organism in Eukaryota, Viridiplantae, Streptophyta, Magnoliopsida, Fabales, Fabaceae. The record is from the annotation of a GenBank genome assembly.